Molecule: messenger RNA, 1498 nt
Organism: Impatiens glandulifera
Lineage: Eukaryota; Viridiplantae; Streptophyta; Magnoliopsida; Ericales; Balsaminaceae
Product: NAC domain-containing protein 82-like
Exons: 4
Coding region: 418-1353 (311 amino acids)
Biological process (GO): regulation of DNA-templated transcription
Molecular function (GO): DNA binding
Source: RefSeq, a predicted model, not a curated record
UUCUUACAAACAUAUAUAAGAUAACAAGGGGGGGAAACAAAGCGUAGUGACUACGCCUUCUUCAGCCCAGUUUACUCUUUCUCUUUCAUUUUCCGGUCGCCGCCACUCUCCUCCGCCUUCUUCCCCAUCAGAUGUCUUUUGAUCUCGGUGAAAGGCAUCAUUGGUUACGUCACUUCGCCUUUUGUUUCAUGAAUCGCGGUCGUUUUUGUUGUUCACGGAAGAAUUUGUUUCGUCACUGGACUUGAUCAAAGGGUUUUCUUUGUUCAAGUCAAAUACCCAUUUGAUUUCCUUUUCCCCCUCUUUAUCUUUAUCUUUCUUUUAGAAUAUUCUUCAAUUUUGUCUCUAUCGCACUCAAUUUUACUUGUUGACUGUAAAGGAUCUUCCCGGGGUGUGGGACGUUCUGAUUCGACUGUACCAAUGGUGAAGAAGACGUCCCGUUUUCCUGGAAUGAGAUUCUAUCCCACUGAUGUUGAACUUAUUAAGUUCUAUCUGAAAAGAAAGAUUAUGGGGAAACGCCUUCCUGAAGUUAUAGCUGAAGUUAAUAUUUACAAGUUUUCUCCAUGGGAUCUUCCAGAUAAAGCUCUUUUAAAAACUGGGGAUCUUGAAUGGCUUUUCUUCUGCCCUAAAGAGAUGAAAUAUGGUACUGGAAUUAGGUUUAAUCGUGCUGUAGAAGGUGGAUACUGGAAAUCCACUGGAAGGGAUAGGCCUGUUAGGCAAGAUGAAGCCGCUGUGGGGAUGAUAAAGACUCUGGUUUUUCAUAUAGGACAAGCCCCAAAAGGUGAUAGAACUAACUGGGUCAUCCACGAAUAUAGGAUUGUAGACCCAUUAUUGGCUGAAGCUGGGUUUAUCCAGGAUGCAUAUGUUUUAUGCAAAUUGUUUCAGAAAAGUGGGUCUGGCCCCAAAAAUGGUGAACAACAUGGAGCACCAUUCAAAGAGGAAGAAUGGGACAGCGAUGAUGAAGGAGAUGAUCCCCUUUUGGCAUAUUACAAAAUUUCAGAAAAAGUUCUUCCUGAAGUUCAACGGGGAGAAUGCAGUGGUUAUGCUACAACUGAGGUUCCUUUACCUGAACCUGCUGUUCAAACCUUUGUUGAGGAUGACAGUCUUACUGUCAUGAUGGGAAAUUUUACUGCUGAGAUGCCUGGAGGUAAUGAAACUAGUGGUGGCGUAGUUCUGGAGGGACCUGUUCUUGAAGAUGGCAAUGACAUCUUUUCCGGGCUAGCCGAUUUGGGUGAUUGGAGGGGUUUUGAUGAAGUAAGCCCAUCACCCUUAACCGUGGCCUAUGAUCAUGGUCUUUGUUUAGGUUUGGACGACCUAAAAUACCCAUUGGAGGAUAGUUCUGCACCUUCCCAUUAGAGUUCUUCUUUCCUUUUUUUUUUCUUUUCUGAAACAAUUAUCCAUUUGAUCUCCCAUCUCAUCUCAUUUAUAAAUAUGCAAAUAAAUCUUUGAACUGAUUCAUAUGUGUUUUUGAACUCUGUAUAUUGAUGCUCAACAUUGACUA